Acanthisitta chloris (rifleman) is the source of this 675-nucleotide messenger RNA. RefSeq names its product SWI5-dependent recombination repair 1 (gene SFR1). Bases 1 to 675 code for a protein of 224 amino acids. Lineage: Eukaryota; Metazoa; Chordata; Aves; Passeriformes; Acanthisittidae. The record is from RefSeq and is a predicted model, not a curated record. Gene Ontology annotation, cellular component: Swi5-Sfr1 complex. The transcript is spliced from 3 exons. Gene Ontology annotation, biological process: double-strand break repair via homologous recombination; positive regulation of DNA-templated transcription.
AUGGAAGAACCAGUGGUGGAUAAAUUGCUGUCUUUGUGUCAUACUCCAAAGGAUUCUGGGCCAGCACCUCCACAGGGCACUAGUUCAGGGAAACAGCAAAUGAGUGCAGCUCUGAGGGAGAGACUGAGGAAAACAAGACGUUCAUUUAAUGCCAAUUUUAUGGUGGCAAAGCGGCUCAAAAUAGGCACUGAAGAAAAAGCCUGUGCUGCUGCUGCCCCAAGCUGCCUGCCAGAGACAGGUGCAAAUUGUUCCAGAUUACAAGACAGUUCUGAAAACCUGGAAAGCAAUGGCAUGGGACAUACAUGUUUCAAAAGUCCCUUACAGGAGAGUGGUCCCUGUGGAUCAUCACAGAAUUCGGAUGUGCUGCAGGUUGAACUUGGUCAGCGACAGCCCCUGGAAGAAAAAGUAAGGCUGGAGAAACAAGUGCAAGAGAAGGAAGAACUGCUUCGUAGGCUCAAAAUGGUUAAGAUGUAUCGCUCCAAGAACAACCUGUCUGAACUGCAGGCUUUGAUAGUGAAGUGGAGGAGCAGUACCCAGCUGAUGUUGUAUGAGCUACAGUCAGCCUUUUCUGCAGAUGGCAAGAAAGUGAGUCUCACUCAGCUGAUUGAUACUUUUGGAUUAGAAGACCAGUUAUUGCACUACAGCAGAACAGAAGAAGAUUUUGUAGAUGCAUAA